This is a messenger RNA of Prunus dulcis (almond), 1263 nucleotides long. Its product is annotated as mannose-P-dolichol utilization defect 1 protein homolog 2. The coding region runs from base 154 to 867 and encodes 237 amino acids. The record is from RefSeq and is a predicted model, not a curated record. The transcript has 8 exons. NCBI's taxonomy places the organism in Eukaryota, Viridiplantae, Streptophyta, Magnoliopsida, Rosales, Rosaceae.
CCGGUUGGGGCGUACGCGCGUUGGUAAUAACACUGAAGUCACACAAAAGAGAAGGCCUUUGGUUGGUUGGUUUAAGUAUCUGUGGUUACGAACGAGUCCCACAGACAAAUACAAAGGUCGAGUCUUGGGGGAGUAGGAUCCAUUGCCACAGAGAUGAAGGUCCUUGGAAUCGAUUUCAGCUGUGCGUUGGGGGCUCUUGCCAACGGUCACUUUCCUGAGAAGGAUUGCUUGCUGCCCCUUAUUUCAAAGCUCCUCGGCUAUGCCAUCGUCGCCGCUUCCACCACUGUCAAGCUCCCUCAGAUAAUGAAAAUUUUGCAACAUGGAAGUGUGAGAGGUCUUAGUAUUGUGGCUUUUGAGCUUGAAGUAGUUGGGUACACCAUUGCUCUGGCCUAUUGUCUUCAUAAAGGGCUUCCAUUCUCAGCUUAUGGGGAAUUGGCCUUUCUUCUGAUCCAAGCUAUAAUAUUAGUUGCCAUUAUCUACUAUUACUCCCAACCUGUGGGUAUGAAAACGUGGAUCAGGGCGUUACUAUAUUGUGCACUAGCACCAACCAUAUUAGCUGGUCAAAUCGAUCCUAUUCUCUUUGAAGCUCUAUAUGCAUCCCAGCAUGCAAUUUUUCUAUGUGCUAAGAUCCCACAGAUAUGGGCGAACUUUUCUAAUAAAAGUACAGGGGAGCUCAGCUUCUUAACCAAUUUCAUGAAUUUUGGAGGUUCUAUGGUGAGAGUUUUUACCAGCAUCCAAGAAGCAGCACCAAAAAGCGUUUUGCUGGGCUCUGUGAUUGGCAUUGCAACAAAUGCUACCCUUCUGAGUCAGAUAAUUAUAUACCAAAAGCCGAAGCUGCGUGCUGAGAAGGAGAAGAAAACUGAGUAGAAGAAUGCCUCCCGCGAUACUGGUAGAUUUGCUUCAGUUAAAGAUACCAACAGUUCCAGCAACGAAUGUACAAGGAAAGGAUUUAAUCAUCCUUACAUUAUCGUUCAAACUUAGCUUAACAAUGUUUCUACAGGUGUUGGUCAUUAACACAUAGAAAAGAGACAACAUUAUUCAUCUAUCCGAGUAGUCUUUUUCUAUUAUUUUUCUUUGCUAAACAGUGAGAUAAACGGGAAAUUAUGGCAGAUAAUCCUUUACUUUUCUUUUUUUGUUCUUUUUCGAAAGUGAAAAUGUAGUUAAACCCCUUUUAUCAUUGUUACUUUAAUCUUUACAUGUCACCAUGCUCGUUUGUAUGUGAUUACUUUAGACCAGAUUGCUUUUCAAUUUAUGUUGCUCGAA